Molecule: messenger RNA, 438 nt
Organism: Ochotona princeps (American pika)
Lineage: Eukaryota; Metazoa; Chordata; Mammalia; Lagomorpha; Ochotonidae
Gene: OPALIN
Product: oligodendrocytic myelin paranodal and inner loop protein
Exons: 6
Coding region: 1-438 (145 amino acids)
Cellular component (GO): cell-cell contact zone; plasma membrane
Source: RefSeq, a predicted model, not a curated record
AUGGAGAAGAGAUUUUCGCUGAACUUCACCCUGCCAGCUAACACAACUUCCUCUCCAGCUGCCACAGGUGGGAAAGAAGCAGACUGUGGGCCUUCCCUGGCAGUUGCAGCAGCUGUGCCAUCCCUGGUGGCCACAGCCCUGCUGGUGGCCUUACUGUUUACUGUCCUACAACGAAGAAGCCGCCGCAGCCCUGAGUCCAUCGAGGAAAUUGAGAGACCAUGUGAAAUUGCAGAAAUCUAUGACAAUCCCAAAAUCUCUGAGAAUCCUAGGAGAUCACCCACACACGACACAAGUGAGACAGCAGCGCAAGAAGGCCACAUCUACGUGAAGACUGUGUCGGGCAGCCAGGAGCCUGUGCGUGACACUUACCGCCCUGGUGGAGACGAGGAGAGGAGGAAGGGAUUGUGGUGGCUUAUUCCCAACCUGAGCCUAGAAUGA